UAAACCACACUCCUCACCCUUGAAAAUUUUCAUCACUCAUUUUCAUUCCAAUUCCAUUACCUUUUCAUCACUCACUACUCCAAAAUCAAUCCACAACCAUGCCAAAUAAACUUCAGAAAACCCUUCAAGAUUACCUCAACAAAAUCAAAUACAAAAACCCUCACCCUCAAAUUAAAUUAACCAAAAUGCUAUCUGGUUGCAAACAUCCUAAGACACCAUCCUUUUCCCUAGAAAACGGCAGAACAUCUAACCACGUUAACGUUAACGUUAACGUCGACGAUGCAGCCACUUUAGCUGACGUUGACCGUUUUCUCUUCGAGAAUUUCAAGUCUCUGUAUUUCAAAGACGAUGAAGAAACAGAAAACAACACCAACAAAAACAUAAGAAUCUCCGAAAAUGAAGAACCACAAAAACUCGAUUCCUUUUUGUUCGAAUCGCCAAGGCUUAUCACAACACCACGACCAGAUCUUUGUCGAUCCACGCGAUUCUUCAUGAAACCAGGAAAUUCAGGAUCGUUGAUGGAAGAUGCUUUAUCUCUAACAAACAGUGAUGAAGGUGGUUCAAGCAAUUCGAAUUCAUCAUCAACAGCAUCACCUUCAAAGGAAGCUAUUAUCGUUAACGAUCAUUCAUCACAAUCACUUCCUGAAAAUUGCGUUGCUCUGUUAACGUAUUCGCCAAGUCCUUACGAUGAUUUCAGGCGAUCAAUGCAAGAUGUGGUGGAAUCGAAAUACGGUAACAUCGAAAACAAUCAAAGCAAAAUUGAUUGGGAUUUCAUGGAGGAAAUUUUGUUUUGUUACCUUAAACUUAAUGAAAAGAAGUCUCAUAAGUUUAUUUUAAGUGCUUUUGUUGAUCUCAUCACUGUUAUGCGACGGAAUUUGGAGGCAGCUCCGGCGAAGCCGUGCAGCGUUCGAACUGUUAGGAUUGGGAGGGAGGUGGUGAGGAAGAAAAAGACUAAGCAAUUUACCAUACAAUUUGAGUCUUCGUAACUCCUUUUUCUUUUUCUUUUUCUUUUUUUGUUUAUUUUCAUGAAAUAAAAAUAUAUAUUAGAAUAAAUAUGGGAGAAGGGAGAUUUUUCUUCCAAAACAGUGUAACAAUUGUUGAAUAUUUGAGUACUUAUGCCAUGAUCCAAUUGUUCAGUCAAAAAAUAAAUGUCAUGAUCCUAUUGUUGUUGUUAUGCA
Molecule: messenger RNA, 1178 nt
Organism: Cicer arietinum (chickpea)
Lineage: Eukaryota; Viridiplantae; Streptophyta; Magnoliopsida; Fabales; Fabaceae
Product: transcription repressor OFP14
Biological process (GO): negative regulation of DNA-templated transcription
Source: RefSeq, a predicted model, not a curated record